Molecule: messenger RNA, 747 nt
Organism: Hippocampus comes (tiger tail seahorse)
Lineage: Eukaryota; Metazoa; Chordata; Actinopteri; Syngnathiformes; Syngnathidae
Product: probable ATP-dependent RNA helicase DHX58
Exons: 3
Biological process (GO): antiviral innate immune response; cytoplasmic pattern recognition receptor signaling pathway; negative regulation of RIG-I signaling pathway
Cellular component (GO): cytoplasm
Molecular function (GO): single-stranded RNA binding; zinc ion binding; double-stranded RNA binding
Source: RefSeq, a predicted model, not a curated record
GUUGGUGCAGGUGUGGAGGAGUGCAACAGGCGACUGAUACGAUGUGCCAUCCACCUGCGCGAGUACAAUGACGCGCUGCUGAUCAACGACACACUGCUGAUGGAGGACGCGCUGUGUUCUCUGAAGGACUUCUACAGAGAGACCACCAUCAUCGACGACACCGACCGUUUCCUGGUGAAUCUUUUCCAAGAUAACCAAGCCAAACUGACGACGUUGGCGCGCGACCUGCGUUUCACAAACCCCAAGAUGGAGCAGCUGGAGAGCACCCUGCGGAGGCACUUCUCUCCCAGCGUAGAGUCCAGAGGAAUCGUCUUCAGCAAGACCCGCAAGAGCACGUCCUGCCUGCACCAGUGGGUGCUCGCCAACGACAGCCUGCGCUCAGCCGGCAUCAAGUCCGCCAUCAUAACCGGCAGCGCCGGCAUGACACAGCAAGAUCGCGACAAAACCAUCCGGAACUUCCGCCUGGGCUCCGUCAAUCUCCUGAUUGCCACCAGCGUGGCCGAAGAGGGCCUGGACAUCCACCAGUGCAACCUGGUGGUGCGUUACGGCCUGCUGACCAACGAGAUUGCCCAGCAGCAGGCUAGCGGUCGCGCCCGCGCCCAAGACAGCCACUACUCUCUCGUGGCAGAGCGCGGCAGCCGCGAGGAGCGACGCGAGCACCUCAACACUUACCUGGCGGGCCUCACCGCCAAAGCCGUCGACAAGAUCCACCAGAUGAGCCCGAGAGAGUUCAGAGCAAACGUGAGU